AUGAUAUACCACGAGAUAAGGUUUCCUAUCGUCAUCCUCAAUGCAUCUGGAAUCAAUCGAUUUGUUCGGUAUGCACAUAUAGCACCGGCACCGCCGCUGCGUACCAGUGUAACCGGGAGAAGGAGAGACCGGGGGUGGGCGGGUGGCGCCAGAGGGCUUGCUCGUCCAACGCCGCGCGCCAGAGGGCGCUGCCUGGCGUCGCUGCGUCCUCGGCCGCUGCGUCGACGUUGCUGUAGUGUCGUGGGCUGGUCGUGCUACCGGUGCCGCCGCGGUGGAGAUCGCCGUUCUAGGCGCCGGCCAUUGGUUACCCCGAGGACACGCCACCUGUACUGGAGGGUAUGCCGCGCCGUGGUCGUGCUCCGCCUGAGGGAGGAGCGCCGCGUCGAAUGCUGCAUCCGAGAGGUGGAGGACGCCGUCGUCGCCAAACGCCGAGAAGCAUGUCCAUUGAUUACUGCUGUGGACGGGAAUAUGGCUAAUCGAAUCGGCGGCAUUCUUCUCUUCUCCUGUGGCCAUUUCUCAGCGGAGAGCAAAAGUGCUGAUAACGUGUUAGAGAAAAUCGAGAGAGAGGAGCGAAUGGAAAACAGAUAUAUGAAUGAACAGUUAUUCUAUUGAUUGAA
Messenger RNA from Triticum urartu, 617 nucleotides. The record is from RefSeq and is a predicted model, not a curated record. NCBI's taxonomy places the organism in Eukaryota, Viridiplantae, Streptophyta, Magnoliopsida, Poales, Poaceae.